Molecule: messenger RNA, 1606 nt
Organism: Effrenium voratum
Lineage: Eukaryota; Dinophyceae; Suessiales; Symbiodiniaceae
Source: the annotation of a GenBank genome assembly
AGCCUUUGCAUAGGCUCAGGGCGCGGACAACGCAGUGCAAUCCAAAGGUUCACAAACGCAGUACGCUUUACGCACUGCGACGUCGACUCGUCUCUUUCCAGCGCAAUUCAGAGGCUAUGCAUGGCUUCACCGCGGAGGAGCGCAAACUCCUGGAAGGCACUUGGCCCAUGGACUUGCUGGAGGACCCCUUGAGGCAGCCGCGCGUGGUGACCACGGCCGCGGAGUUCCUGCGUGAGGUUCUGAUUUCAGAUCACCUGGGCGACUUCCUGGUCCUGCCGCGAGGUGUGGAACUGCUCGGCCUGACCGAGGAGGCCGUGAUGCCUGCGGACUUGCGAAAAGCCCUGGACAGCUCCAGCACGGUGGAAGAGCUGCUGAGAUACUUCCGGAGGGAUGAGAAGCUACUUGACAAGUACAAGGCGGGUGUGGAGUACAUCGAUGAGACUGGCGAGCAGCGGAUGGCGCUGCCGAAAGAAAGGCGCAACCUGCGGGGCCGCAUCGAUGAGGUUCUGCGUCUGGUGGACAGCGGUGAGGCGGACCCUCAAAGUCUCUACGUGGCGGAGAUGCGGGUGUUGAACGCCCUGAAGCACCCCAUCGACGGGGAGCUCGUGAAAACGGUGUGCCAGCGGGACGUGAAAGAUGUCUUGGGGCCGUUGGCCGCCUGGACCUUCUACUGGGACCGCCAUGAUGAAGGCGUCUUCAUCGGGAACCGCGGCAGUGGCAAAGGAGUCCAUGUAGACCAAGUGCUCUGGAGCAACGUCGGCAAAAACUGGCGCGGCUACAAGCUGGUUGCGGCGUGGCCCAAAGGAGCGGUCAGCAACAAGAUUUGCACGGAUUUCGAUGACCAGCUCUUCAGUGCGCUGUCGCCUGCCAAGCUGGCGGCCCUGCGGCAGGCGGCGAAGCUGGUGCUGCUGCGUCCGGGGGACGUGUACCUCUUCAGUGGCGGCACGGCGCACACCGCCCUGUGCCUUUCGGGACUUGGCCUCAGCAGCUACGAGUCCAUCGUGACGCUGCACCCGCUCCACAGCGGCCUCUGCAUGCAAACCUGCGACCGGAGCAGCCCAUGCUGGCUGGAGGGCGCCAUGCCCCGGAGUGAGUUUGAGGACAUUCUGGAGGAGGCUGCCGAGCAGCUCGAGCGGGCAGCGUCACAGCUGUUGAAGGGCGGGCCCGGCGUGGCCGGGGCGCAGGAGGUUGAGCCUUCGUGGCGGGAGCUGCGGCUGCAGCUGGUGAAGGACGGGCCCAUGAUGCGGCGCCUGCAGGAGUACUUCGCCGCUACUGUGGCGCUGGGCCUCUCAAGGAGCCGGUUCCUGCGGGAGAACGCUGAAGCGCCCGUGAAGCGAGCGCUGCGGCACCUGACGCACGGCAAAGGCUUGCAAUCUCCAGAGCGGUCAGGGCGGUCAGAGUCGCCAGACCGGGAUGCCCGGGCGCCGCCUGACCGUGUGAGAAGAUCCCGGAGCCCACGCGGCGCGACCUAGCCAGGAGCUCCAAGGCUUCACGCCGGAGAGACUUCGCAUUCAAUCCGGUUUUUCCCUUGUGGCGAGGCUCGCAUGUCAUCUUGGUUUUGAAUUCAGAUUUGAAUGUUACCCUUGUCCAUGGCCCACAAGAGGAC